CGCGGCCGUCGUGUCGUCGUGUCGCGCUCUCGUCGCGUUAUCCUUAGGAGGGAGUCAGCCCGCAUCUCCGGUGUGUGCGGCCGUCGCGUCCGGGGCUCUCGUAACGUGUUGGCGCGCGCGCGUGUGGUGGAAAAGAAGUUUCGGGGAAGUUGCCGACGUGGAGAAUUGGAGAAAGUCGUGCGGCAAAAGUGUGCGCGCGAGUGUGUGCGGGAUCGGUCGACGACACCGUUGUUUCGGUCCGCUCGACGGGCCGGUUGUCCGCAGCGGCAUCGCCGCUGCAGUUGUGUGGUUAACGAGACCUGCCCUUGCUAUCCACGAAAGUUAUUAGUUACGAGACGAAACUUUGCAACUCUUGGAAUAAUUUUCUCUCCGCCAAGUUAUGUUGAGAUAAAACUACGAGACAAGCUCCAAAGUGUGCAGGUAAUUCAUGAGAACUGCAGAAGUUUCGGUAAAUUAUUAUUACGCGGUUCGGGAUAUCUUCGAGUGUACAUCAAGACGCGAUCGACGGCCUGCCUCAUCGCGCGGGAGCGACGAACACUCGUGUGUGAUGGUGCGACGUGACACGAAGAAUCUCGACGGAUCGAAAUUAUCCGCGGCGUCCUCGAGCGAAACUCCGGGGAGGGAACUCUGACUCGUCGAGGAAAACGUGAGAUUUCGAUGGCGAGAUAGAAAUAUCUCCAGUCAAUUUGCAUUGGGCAUUGCAAUUACUCCAGAUGGAGGUUUAUCCUACGAAACCCGGAGAAACCGUGGAAAUGCUACCUUAGUGAACCUGUCGCCGAAACUACUCUAGAGACGAUCGAUAAGAACGAGCGGUAACGAGAUAAAUUUAGUCGGUUGAGACUGGUGGAGGAGAAGAGCUUCUGCGAAGAUGGACGCUCUGGAGCUACAAGCCGCCCUGGUGAAGCUGGACCCGGCCACCACGGUGACGCCGAUCGGCACCACCGUAAAACUGAUGCCUCAUCAUCGCGUCGCCUUCACCGUAAAUAUCGACGACGAGGGCGAGAUGACGCUGGAGGACCCGACGCGGAACGACGACGACGAGAAGUCGCUGACCGAGACGGCGACAUCGGUGUCGAGGAAGACGCCAGGUAACUGCGCGGCCGGCCUGACGACGGGCCAUCAGGGUCAUCACCAGGGCGGCGGUCAGCAGAUGGGUGUCUCCAAGUGCGGCAUCGUCGAGGUCAGGUGACGCCAGCCACC
Messenger RNA from Vollenhovia emeryi, 1200 nucleotides. RefSeq lists its product as uncharacterized. The record is from RefSeq and is a predicted model, not a curated record. Bases 869 to 1189 code for a protein of 106 amino acids. The transcript has 2 exons. NCBI's taxonomy places the organism in Eukaryota, Metazoa, Arthropoda, Insecta, Hymenoptera, Formicidae.